AUGGCUUGUUGGCCAUGCCUAUUGCCGCUGUGCAUUUCGACGGCCAUAGUACCUUUCCCACUGGUUAUUAUAAAGUCGCAAAGUAAUAAUGCAAAUUGUGAACCAGAUGUGUUUUGUACUGACAACACAUGUCCAAGACAACCAACUGCGCACCCCGUUAAUAUAUUCCUGACAAAGAAUGGAUUUAUGGUUAAAAAAGCUAAUAAACCCUUUGGUGUUCCAUUUUGGAAUGGAAUGUCAUAA
Messenger RNA from Arctia plantaginis, 243 nucleotides. The record is from the annotation of a GenBank genome assembly. Lineage: Eukaryota; Metazoa; Arthropoda; Insecta; Lepidoptera; Erebidae.